CUUGGAAAAAUGUCUUUCUAUAAUGACCUCAAAAGACGAGGUUAUCCUGAGACUGUAAAGAACAGAUAAACCUUAUUUUCCCCUAAAAGUUUUCAUUUAAUAAUAUAUUUCUUAUUUUAAUACGAAAGAAAAUACAAUUGAAACAAAUAUGAACACGAAUGAUAAAUUUUAAUGCUGAUAAAAUUGAAUUCUGAUAUGUAUUUUAAAAAUUAUUCUAACACAUAUACAAUUUCUGGAAUAUGAAAGAUUUUUAAAGAAAUUAUAUUAUUGAAAAAUUGUGAAGACAACAAAAUUGAAUGCAAUAUUCUUUUAAACUAUCUUUCUAAAAGGUAUACCGGUAUAGCUUAAAAAUAUACGAACAUGAGAAAAUCGAUAUUGAUAAGGUUUACAAGUAAUGUCAAUUUUAGAAGGUGGGCAAUUCAUUCGCUCCGCCCCUAAAUGUUGAAAUUUUAUAGACAAGAAACGUGUUGAAAAUAUCUUACAUUUCCCUAAACAAAAGUGAAAAGGCUAUGUUUCCGUUAUUUUUUUUCGUAAUUGUUCUUUGCAUUGAUAAUUAUCAUUGCAGAUCUUUUAACCACGAAGUGAAAUACGAACAUGAAAAUGGAGAAUUACUGAUACUUAACAGCCGUGGUCGAUUUGCAGAAAUAAUCGACGUAGACGAAACAAAUUCUAUCAAGAGAAUUCUGUGUCGGCAUGGAUUGAUAAUGAUUGCUUUUAAAGAAAAUCAUAAUAAACCUCAGUGGAAAGAAAGACAGAUUCUACUAGGAGGCAGCAAAUGGAACUGUUCAUUAGGACAGGAAAGACCAUCUGAAAAUGGAAUUUAUGCAAAAGUUAGGAAGAUAUUUCAUCCCACAAACACGCGUAUGGACAUUUUAACUAAAACAGUGAGUCCACUGGACAUACUGGAAGAAGCCAAAAUACAUCUUCAAUACACAACACACGUGGAUAACAAAAAACGCCAGAAGAGAUACCUUUCCAAUAUGUUAACAGAUCUCCUAAACAACGUCGACUGGCACGCAAAUGUUUCCCUGAAAGUCCACUACAAUCUUGACAAUGAGACGGACAGCGAAAAGUCAAAUAUUACUUUGCAUCGAUACACAGGUCUGAAGAAUUUAAUCAAGUGGGACAUGACAGAUAAUAAUAAUUAUACAAACCUAACAGACACUCUGGAUAAGACUUUUACUUGGGACUGUCUAUCAUGCUACAGUGUUACCCAAAUUAAUUAUGUGUUUGACCUGCUCAUAUACAAAGUCGAUAAUAAACCAGUGCUUAAGCAUUACGUCUCCCAGUUAGACUCGGUUCUAAAAUUGAACGCAGACUUCCGAAUGCGAUUUUUCAAAGAAGCCACCAUAAGCGGUUCUCGUGUGUUGUGGAAUACACCCAAACAUGAACUCAUUAAUAUCACUUUGGCAAAGGCGCCAAAAUUACCUCCAGUCCAGCUGGUAGUCACCUCUAACAAUGUUGUCUUCGCCAAAAUCCAUGGUGCCGUAUCUCAGUAUUCCGUUGUUAACACGAGCUUUCAAGCACAUGGACAAUAUACACUGUCUAAUAGUCUAUCUGAAGGAAAGCCAUCACAAGGCGAUGCCACCACGUAUAACUGGAAUAUUGACUCUGGAACUCUAAAUGUUGAGACCAAUGGGAACGCAAAUAUCACGGCAUCUAUAUUUCAAACAGUUGUUUUUAACGCUUCAGUUUUAUGGUCAGGAAAAGACGUAUCUGCCAUCUUAUCGCCUCCUGCUAUAAUAACAAUAAAACCGACCGUGAAAAUAGAAUCAAAUUCUUCGACAUUUUCACGUUGUUACAGAAGUAGAAUUAUUGUUGAUGGAGAAUUUCAAAUAGCAAGAGCAAUGUUUAAUGUUCAUGCAUUCGGACUUAAUAUAUGGGACGUCUUGAUAGCAAGCAAAUUCCAUCGACACAUGGUAAUGUUACAAAAAGUCAUAAGUGAACGGUGUGCAGCAAAGUGUGGUUCCCCUUUCAAUCUUGGUCCGCCUAAAUCAGCAGAGGAAGUAUGCGGGAAAAUGGUUCACAAGAUCUCAGCCCAGCAAUCGUCUUUUAAAAAGCUUAACGUCCUGCUGGGAGACAGUAUUUAUUUUGCCCCAGACAAUUUUACUAGGGAAGAUUGGUGUGGAGAAACAAAGACAUCUUGCACUAACUGUAAUGAUGAACAUCAAAAUGUUUUUUGCUCAAAAAGAUACGCUUCUGCUAAAAUGGCCACAGCACUUGCGACCCUUGUGGAAUUGAUCCGUGUUGAGUUUCCCACACGAAAGUUGAUCGUAGAAGAAGGUUUCCAGGAGAUAAGCUCAAGGUAUCCAUUAGGUAAACAUGGGGAAAGUUCUCUAUUCUACGAAGGGAGAGGCGCUGUGCUUUCUAUUUCACAGCCGAUCAAAACAGAUGUUCUGAAAGAGUCCGAUGUAAACAUUCUCCAAAAGUUGUCCCAGUUAGCCGUAUGUUCUGGCUUUGAAUAUGUUAACUUUAUAAAUAGCACAAAUGAAGUAGAAGUUGCCGUUACACAUGGUGAUUAUCAUCGAAAUGAAAACCAAGAAGAUGGAAAAGAAUCAUUUGAUGAAAUCAUUAGUGUAAAAGCUUUACAAAUAAGCCCAUCGUCCUGCGCCACAAUUCGUCCAUCAACUCUUGGCAUUGGACAGACAUACCCAUCACAGACAUCGGAAAGAAUAGUUUGUGGCAAUUCAUUUUCAAGGGUUUCCAGAUUUUAUAAUACUAUUUAUGAUAGGCUUUAUCAGUACACAUUUGACGAUAUUAAGUUUGCCCCAGAGGAUCCUGCCUCUAUGUGGUGUGGAAGCCCUCUUAGACCUUGUUCAAACUGCAGUUCAAUAUCAACAAGGAACUCGUGGAACAUAUGUUCAAAUAGACUCAUGACACCUAGAGCUGCUUUAAGGCUUCGAAAACUUACAGUUUUGGUUCGGCAUCAUUCAUCAAACAUCAGAGUUCUUAAAGCCUUUGAAGAGGAAAAUGAGAAGAACAGAAAUUCGAUUGAAGAAUCGUCCUUAUAUAGAGAGGGGAGGGCUUUAAUGAUUCAAAUGGAAGAACCGUCUUCAAUAUCAUACGCCAAGUUGGCCGGUUUAGCAAUAUGCGCUGGUUUUGAUUUCGUCACACACAUGAAUGAUACCUUUUUGGAAGUUUUUGUGAAACCUCAAGAACAAUUUAUUUCUCAAAUUAUAAUGUAUCCGAGCGGUUUAAUUUUUACUGGUGUAAACAAUCGAAAUACAGACUUUGAACGGGAAUACAUACUUCCCUCUCUUUUUGCUAAUGAAUCAAGAAUACCCCUUUUAAUUGAUGGGCAAAAUGAAAAUUCAAAGCUCUCUUUGCGAUAUGCAAUAUCUGAUUUCAGAUGCCCCGGGUACAGGUUUUUACGAAUUGAUCCCUCAAUUGUAGAGUGCUUAGAACUAGCUUCAGAUGAAUUCGGUGAAAAAAUAGAAGUUCUAUCAGGUUAUCGAGCAAGAUCAGUCAAUUUAGAAAAUAUCGAUAUGAGGCCCAUUCAUGAAAGGUUUCGUUUCCAUGUUGGGCAAAGUGUAGAAAUUGCGUCUAAGAGAGGGGCAGAGAUAGAUCUCAUAAAAAUAGGAAUUGCUAUAAUGAGAAUGUGUCCCCCUAUUUCAAGACCCCAGCAAAGAACAAUAGGUUUAGGGUGUCAUAAAGACAGGCUUUAUUUAGACUUUCAUCCAAUGAAAUAUGGAAAUGAAGAACUCUACAUCGAUUUGUGGAAUAACGGCGGGAAGUCAAUCUAUUUGAAUUUGCUACCACGUGUGAGAACAGCAUUGAAAGGAGGUCCUGUCAUAGUUCCUCUGAAUAAAAGUAGAGCUUGUCAAACUCGAAUUGACCAAGGACUUUCCUACCUAGUUUUCCAGCUAGGCCAAAAAGAACAAUGCAAAAGCACCACAGAUCUGGAAUUCUGUUCAAAGACUCUUCAGUACAGGAAAGAACAAGCUGAUUUACUCCAAGAACGGUUGUCAUCUGCAGCAGGGUCUCAAAACCUGCCUAGAUCUGAGAUAAUUUCAGAAAUAAAUGCAUGCAUUGUUGACACCUGUGGUGGAUGUUUGGAUUCUGGGUCUACCUGGGACAAAAAAGUUCGAAGAUGUUCUGUCAUGGUUAAUAAAUAUAUUAAAAGAGCCUCCAGACCAUUCCAAAGUCUGUACAACAGAGCGACAUUUUUUAAUACUGGAAACCACGAAUCAACAGUUCAUUCACUAGCCUGUCAUUUUGGAUUUAUAUGUGUUGAAAAUAUACAGAUUUAUUCCCUUUUGAUGCCGCUUUUAACUGCAACAUUUCGACCCGACCCUUCACGUAGUGUAGAGGAAAGACUUUUUACUCCUGAAGAUAAUCCAUCUCCCCUGUUGGAAAUCAUAUCACAGGAAAUGGCAAUCAGGGCUAGUGGGGUUGUUCGUGUAUUCCUAGAUUCUUCGAAAGAUUUGUCAAAUCUUCGACAUGUCCUUAAGGUCCUUUUGGUUCACAACACUAACGUGCAAGAGGUACAGUUUCAUAUAACAGAAAAUCUCAAGAAAGAAACUAUAAAAGCCUCGCUUCAAAGAAAAAUUGAAACCUGGUCUGGUACCACGUGCAAUACUUGGUCGAGAUUUGCAGUAGCUCCAUACAGCAUACAGAUUAUUCCAAAUCAUCGCCACAAGAGAAGCGUCUUUAGGAGUGCGGCACGUAACCAUGCAAAGCACAUCUUGCGUAAUUGGGAGUACGAAUGGUUGUCCAAAAUAUAAGGAAUCUGAUUAACAUUUUUCUAUUUAAUGCACUGUAGUCUUAUAAUCAUUGUGCUGUA
Saccostrea cuccullata (small rock oyster) is the source of this 4783-nucleotide messenger RNA. RefSeq lists its product as uncharacterized. The transcript has 20 exons. NCBI's taxonomy places the organism in Eukaryota, Metazoa, Mollusca, Bivalvia, Ostreida, Ostreidae. Gene Ontology annotation, molecular function: calcium ion binding; patched binding. The record is from RefSeq and is a predicted model, not a curated record. Gene Ontology annotation, biological process: cell fate specification; smoothened signaling pathway; regulation of gene expression. Bases 510 to 4724 code for a protein of 1404 amino acids.